AAGCAUUCCGCCAACGUAACUAACCGAAGCAUUGUAUACAAAAAGUUGUGAAAUUUUUUACCUGGAAAAAGCUCAAAUUACAAGAGAACAUGGCUUCAGAGACCUUCGAGGUUUCGCUACACGGUGGCUCUCCUUGGGGAUUUCGUUUGCAAGGGGGAAAGGAAUUCAGGGCUCCUCUUUUAAUCGCGAAAGUAACAGCAGGCAGUAAGGCUGCAAAAAAUGGGAUAAUUGUUGGAGAUAUACUGAUCCGUAUUAACAAUGAACCCUGCGAGGAUAUGACGCACAGCAAUGCAUUGAACUGUGUAAAGAAAUCUGGUAAAGAUCUUAUCCUGACCUUGGAAAGGCGGCCAUUCGAUGCCAACGAGGCUUACUCGUACAAAUCGUUACCGCGUGGCACUAAAAUAACCAAUGGAGAUGUCUCGAAUAAUAACAACGUCAACGAAUACAAGAGUGUCGAGGGCUAUGCAACCCUUCCAAGAUCCAAGCAAAGUAAGAACAACCCUGGUGUCGAGGCUGAGUUGAAACAGAGAAACGAGAGGCCUGACUCCCUGGAUACCAGGUCUUCGUCAGGAGUCUCAUCGAAAUAUACUGAAGAAGAUGAUGAUUUACUGACAAGAGGUUAUGGAGUGAUGUCGCCAUCAAAUGAGGAUUGGUCGCCAGAUUUGAUAUCAGAUGCGGUUCGGACACCUCAACCAAUCAGACUGAUCUCUAUGAACGAGCCUGUUUCAAUGCAAUAUUCAAACACAGAAACACCACGCGUCAAGUCACCCACGACCAUUCACGGUUUCACAGACAAACCCUCGCCCGUGGGUCGUGGAGCCAGAAGAAAUAAUGAUGAAGAAAAUGCAGAUUCCACAGAUAAUGACUUGUUGACGUCUGGUUCUACGGCCAACGAAAAUAUCCCGGAUGAUGACGAAUCAGGUAACCAUAACAACUCUGCUAACUAUAGCCCAGACUCCCACUCGCGGCCGGCGAUCACGCACAUGGUGAAACGGCGCGAAGGUGUGCCUAUGCCGCUACCUGAUGCUAGCGCGGAUAAUUGGCACAAAUAUCAUUAUGUUGAUGAUGAAAGGAAGAAAAAAGCGGCCGAGCAACCAUACAGGAGAUAUUCAUAUCACGGCUCGGUUUUACGAGACGACGAAUCCAAAUUAGCGGAUACAACAGAACGUCCGCGUAUUCAAGCCGGAAGUGGUUGGUAUAAAGAACUGUUUAAAGAAAUGCACACUGGGGCCGGAAAUUCCACUGGCCUGUCCUCGUUGCUCGCGGGCGAUGUUUCCCCGCCUCCCAAAAAUGACGCCCGCGGUCUCUUCAAAAGCUAUCGUGAGCGUGCUACCCCGGCCCAGGAAGCUGGACUCCGCGCGACCAAGGUGCAGGAAACCCAAGCGGAUCCAACAAACUCCGGCCGAUUCUCUCGUCCUGAGGCGAGCAUUGAAACCAAUAAUUCGUACAGACAUUCAAUGUCUUCGUUUCCGUCAUCAACCGAAGGUGUCAAAAUGAGGGAGAAGCCCACCACCCGAAACAACGUGCCAUCUUGGUAUAAAGAAUUUCAAAAAGGCAAAGAAGUGUCUGAAAAAGAGAUCACUGAUGAUCAAAAACAACCAAGAAAUUACCAAGGACAAGCUCCAGGCUCGACUCGUCCUCCCGGCGAUAUCGGACCGGAGUAUCCAGUGGUACGAAGUUAUUCCCUGGGUACAAGACCCGCCUCGGGUCCCGUCGUGCACCGCGAGCCUCCGAAGCGAAUGCAUACACAUAACUAUCAGCAAAAAGCGAACGUGACGAACCCCACGAACCGCGAGACAAUGACCACGCGCAGAGCCGGGCCACCGGUACAAAAGGAACCGGAAAAGCCGUCCGCGAGCAAUUUUUACGAGGAUCACAUGAAGAAAAGACAGUUUAGUCCACAUCCGGAAAGAAGGGCAUCGUACGAGCCCGUGGAUUAUAUCAAACAGUUUGAAGAAGAGGAGGAGAAGAUACGCGAAGAUGAGAGACGAGCGAAGGAAGAUCUGGAAAGAAAAUUACGCGAGGAAGAGAAAGCUAAAGAGGAAGCUGAACAGAGAAGACGCGAGGCUGAACGAAUGAAAAAAGAAGAAAUGGAGGCGAAGAAGAAUCCGAAACACGCCAGAGCAUUGUAUAACUUUAGUCCUCAGUCAUCCAAAGAAAUUGGUUUCAGGAAAGGUGACAUCGUGUUAUUCUAUCGACCUAUUGAUACCAACUGGUGCGAAGGAGAAGCUCAAGGACAGAUUGGACUUUACCCAAUAUCUUAUGUUGAGAUCAUAGAGGAAAGCGCCAACCAAUUAGAAGGCGAAGGAAAGGUGAAAUAUAAUUUCAAAGCAGAAUCUCCAAGAGAACUGAAUCUGCAAAAGGGUGAUAUUGUUGGAAUCAUAAGACAGAUCGACAACAAUUGGUUCGAAGGGGUGAAAGAUGAGAAAAUUGGAAUAUUCCCCGUCUCAUAUAUUGAGGUACUCAAAGAACCUGAAAAUAGUCAAGAAGGUUCUCCAAAACGAGUUCAAGAAGAGGUUAUAGCGAAACAAAAUGGUCUUCCUGAAGUUGAGAGCGCUGUGGACGGAUUCCCAGAACCAAUCUCCCUGGAACCUGAUAUUAACAGCCUUGAUGGUGAAAAAUUCACAGUCGUGUUCACAUAUGCCCCUCAGAACGAGGACGAACUGGAGUUACAAGAAGGGGAUAUCGUAAAAGUUGUCGAGAAAUGCGAUGACGGUUGGUUCGUAGGGAUUUCGGAAAGAACCGGCGAGUUCGGAACAUUCCCGGGAAAUUACGUGAAACUAUUAUAAUGAACAGUCUCAAGAUAUGAAAAGAACACACAAAGAAAAUGCUUUAAAGAAACGCGCGCAAAAGUUGAAAGGUGAGGUAGCAAAAUACGAAACACGUUAUUCGUUUGAAACUAAUUAGCCGACAUAGCUGUGAAGAUACGGAAAGGUAUGAUAUCUUUGGAAGAAACCGACUAGACUUUCUUGAUGGAUGGGAAAACAUGUGGACAAACAA
This is a messenger RNA of Dendronephthya gigantea, 3000 nucleotides long. RefSeq names its product vinexin-like. Gene Ontology annotation, molecular function: protein binding. The record is from RefSeq and is a predicted model, not a curated record. Lineage: Eukaryota; Metazoa; Cnidaria; Anthozoa; Malacalcyonacea; Nephtheidae. The transcript has 20 exons. Bases 90 to 2789 code for a protein of 899 amino acids.